Messenger RNA from Symbiodinium natans, 2874 nucleotides. NCBI's taxonomy places the organism in Eukaryota, Dinophyceae, Suessiales, Symbiodiniaceae. The record is from the annotation of a GenBank genome assembly.
AUGUCGCUGCUCGAGGACCCCCAGAUCGAGUGGCGGCAGAUCGUCGUUGAAGCCAUCCAAGAUGUGGCAGUUGUGGGCGACGUCCAGGCAGUUGAGCUCGCAGCCCUUCGCCUCGAGAGCAGCCGAGAGGAGGUUCGUGCUGCGGCUCAAGAUGCUUUGGUGGCUUUGUGGAAAGAUGAGGACGAGAAGCUCAUGGAGGCAAUCCUUCAGCGCCUGGAGAGCGAGGUGGACUAUGUGCGAGUGGCAGCUGGGCAGGCUUUCGUCCGUGUCGUGAAAUCAGACGACCUGGUCGCUGCCCGUGUGCUUGCAUCGAGACUGGAGCACAGCGACGCUGCUGUCAGAAGCCUGGCCUCUGUCGCGCUGCUCCACUUUGAGGCGACGGUGUGCAGGAAGGUGAUGCUGGCCACACUGCACAGCCCGCACGCGUACGCGCGGUGCACAGCCCUCAGCUCCCUAUCCACGAUCGGGCAGGGUGACAUGGCUUGUAUCCGCGCCGCGUGCCGCGCACUGCAGGACCAGGAUACCACUGUUCGCGCCCUGGCCAUCCCUGUGAUCCGCACCCUCAUCGCAGGCCAAGAUCCGAAGUGCUGCGUGGGGGCGGCCAAGGUGGCGGCCCAGGCGCUGGAGCAUCAAGAUCCCGAUGUGCAGCAUGCGGGCUCGUUGGCGCUGGUGGGCAUCUCGAAAGUGCAGAACCCUCCGCCUGAGAAGAAGCAGAACAUGAGCUCUAAGAUGACCCUGGCACUUCAGAUGGACAUGCUCCGCUCCUCGCAGCUGGCCACGCUGCAGCCGCGCAGGCAGUACAAUGAUAUGUUGGAUGACGAGAAUGAGGAGACCUUUCCAAAGGUCAGCAAUGAGGAGCUGUCCGUGGUCAUUGCAAUGCUGGAUCGGGCCGAGCUUCGCGCAAACGGCGAGGCGCAGGAUGAUGAUUCGAAAGACCGCAUCGCUGCCUCCGUGGUCCUGGACACGCUCAAUGCCAUGGCGGAUCGCAGCAGGGCCGCCAACAACAACAUGCCGUCGGCUUCACAGGAGCAGAUCGAGCCGGAGGAGGAGGAAGAGUGGGAGGACUCUUCAGGCAGCGAUGACUCGGAUGGCUCUUUCAGCUCCUCCAACGACGCGAAGUCCGAACGCACAGCUCCUAAAAAGCGUCUGCAGGAUGCUGUGAAGAAGGCCUUCAUCGGCAAGCUGGCGGCCAAGAACACGAAGACGCUGAAAGCCAUGGGCGGGGAAGGAGGUGGCCCGUCAAUCGCGGAAAAGAUGCGCAAGGUUCACCAAAAGGAGGGGCAGAUGCAGUCCUGGAGGCGGGUGGAGGCACUUCUCAACUCCGGAGACCUGCAGAAGCGCCAAGCUGGCCUCAAGGAGGUCGCUGGGGCUGCCGGCAUCGCGCCCGGCGGGUCCACCAAAGAGGGCCCCGCCUACGUCGCACAGCGCAAGGCUCAAGCCAAGCGCAUGCUGCGGACCAUGGCCACCUCAGACCCCUGUUGGCAGGUACGCGAGGCUACCCUGAAUCUCUUGGUUGAGCUGGCUUCAGAGGCCAAUGUUGACUUCCUUCCUGCGGCGCUGGAAGCAACAGGCGACGCAAUGUGGCAGGUUCGAUGUGCAGCGCUUCGGGCGAGUUGCGCCCUGUGUGUCGCCGGCGAAGCGGCUGUAGAGCAGAAGGACCUGACGGACGCGAUGGAGGCCAUCCAGGGCCUGGUCACAGACUGGAAUAGCUUCGUGUCCUUGGAAGCACUUGGCACUUUGGAUCGGCUGUCCGACUUGGGCUCUCAGACCCCGGGCGGCCUUGAGGAGGCCUUUGCUCGUGCCCUUCACCACCGAGACAAGGAGGUGCGGGACAAAGCCGGAGCGACUUUAUACCGCAGCGCGAAUACCUCCGGACACGAGGAGGCAGCUGCACAGGCCAUCGCCGAACUCCUGGCAUACCUUGACCCGGACGUGAAGGAUGAGGCUUGCCUGCUGCUGAAGCGCGUGGGGCCCACGAGCAUCUCUGUGGGGGCGGUCUGCUGCCGGAUAUCGCACGGCUAUGACGAGCCCACGCGGUGUGCAGCCCUAGGGACCCUGGCUGAGUUUGCAAAGGCUGGCGAGGAGCACCCGCCUGGGACGGCCACAGAGGGUGACGAGCGCGAGAAGGAGAAGGAGAGCACGUCGGAAAUCAGGAAGGUGCAAGAACGGAACCAAUGGGCCAUGAAGGCUGCCCAGGCUACGGCCCGACUUGGGUUGCAGGAUCCAGCAGCCGUGGUGCGCCAGGAAGCCAUCCGCAUUAUGGGAGAGUUUGGCCCCGAAGCUUGGCAACAAGCCCUGCAGACUGUGCAGGGCAUGUUGGAGAACCGAUCCUCCAUGCAGCCGGCGUGCCGGUGCUCGGCGCUGGAAGCCGUGGCGUGCCUCUUCGCGGCUUCGGAUGCCAUCCAGAGCCCACAGGGCGGCCCUGCCGAAACACUCGGCAAAGACGACUUGUCUGCCAUCCUAGAGCUCAUCGCUUCCUGCUUCGAAGAUCCCGAUGCCGACGUCCGGAAUGUGGCGACCUCCGUGCUCUGCGGGCUGACCAACGACGGCAGGGGAGGCGGGCGGAAUCGCAGCGUGCAGGCCAUCACGGUGGCCGCGCAACGUCUGGGACAUGCUGAGAGUGGUGCGCGGCGGGCGGCGCAGGCGGCCCUGGAGAAGCUGGGCGGGCUGAGUGCAAACCGCCAGCCGGGUGCGGAGGCAAGCGGCAACUACUACGAGGCCUCCCGCGCGGCGGCCGAAGCGCUGGGCAGCGAUGACCCGGAGAAGCGGAAGGGAGCGCAAAGGCACCUCUGCGGGCUCCGUAGCAGCAAGACUGCCUUUGGGUGUUUGAAGGAUCAAGCAGGAGUGUGCCCCACCUUCAAAGAAUGCCUAUAG